This is a messenger RNA of Helianthus annuus (common sunflower), 2601 nucleotides long. RefSeq lists its product as uncharacterized. The transcript is spliced from 4 exons. Lineage: Eukaryota; Viridiplantae; Streptophyta; Magnoliopsida; Asterales; Asteraceae. The record is from RefSeq and is a predicted model, not a curated record. Bases 289 to 2397 code for a protein of 702 amino acids.
UUACUGAAACCAAUGGAACAAAUUAUAUUGCUCUUUCCCUCCCUAUACUCAUCACUUACAUUAUUAAGUACCUUCUAUAUAAUUAUUAAUACCAUCUCAUUUUAUAUCGCUUAUCCAGAUUUUUCUCUUCAUGCUCCACUUCAACUUCAACUUCAUCUUGUAACUUCUGCCACUCUUUCCUGUCAUUAGAUUAUAUUCACUUGUACUUUUUCUACCUAAUAUUCUCAGAUCCCUUAAUUUUUUGCCACAACAAUUUUUAUUUGUUCAGGGCAUAACCAAAUUCUUGCUAUGAACAAAAAGGAGAUCACAGGAUCAUGUGCGGUUAAACUCGAUGAGAAAUCGAGCACCUUGUAUCCUAUGCUUAUUGGGGUUUCAUGUGCACUCUUUUCCUUCAAACACUUGUUAAAUCGAACUGAAACCACACAUGAAAUGGUUGGCCUCAUGGGUUUGCUUCUCUGGAGAGUUGAGAGAGAAGAACAAUUCAAUUCCGAGAAGGGUGAGCUUUUAGAUAAGCUCAACAAUGCAGAAACCGAGAUCAAAGAGUUAAAAAGAAGGCGAGUUGAAGAUGCAAAAGCCAAUGAGAAAGUUGUUGGCAUCUUUGCAUCACAUGAACAAAGAUGGCUAAUGGAAAAGAAGAAACUUACACAACAAAUUCGUCUUCUUGUGAAAGAAUUACAAGUUAUCAACACAAAGAGAGAAGAAGACAUAUCCGAAUUACGCAGUCAGCUACAAGAGAAAGAUGAGUUGUUGGAGGAAGAGAAAGGUAGGAGGAAAGAGCAUGAAGAAACUGUAAAGAAGGUUGAGAAAAUGAAUCAAGUGUUGAGAGAAACGUUAAAACGUGAAGCUCAAGAGCAUUCGAAAGAGAUUUGGAAGCAUAAAAGUGCAUUUAUUGAGCUAGUAUCAACCCAAAGGCAGCUUGAAGCAGAGAUGGGUAGGGCUGUUAGACAAGUUGAAGCAGAAAAACAAGAGCUUGAUGCAGUCUUAGAGCAAAAAGAGGAGUAUGUAUUGAUGACACAGAAGUUGUCAAUGGAACUUAUCAAAACACGCAAGGAUUUGGAGCAGAAAGACAAGAUCUUGUCAGCCAUGCUCAGGAAAUCUAAAAUGGAUUUGGCUGAGAAACAAAUGUUAUUGAAACAAGUCAAAUUGUCAAAGAGUAAAAGACAGCAAGCUGCUGUACAAACCCGAUAUGAGAAAUACUCGCUGAGAAGUAUGCUAUCUAGAAAUCACAAAACCAAACUGCCAACCAGCAAUUGGCAUGAAUUAGAGGAAGAGCAAGACACUGCUUCUCCCCUUUCUCAACAACCCAUCACAGAAGCAACCGACGAAUUGGCAGAUAUGAGACAAUUGGAAGGGUGGGUUCAAUGUGAAGCUGAGAAAUAUGUAAGUGUCGUGGAGGAAAGGCAUCAACUUGAGGUGAAUGCUUUUGCAGAACAAUUGAGACUCAAAGAUGAGAAACUAGAAGCUUUUCGUUGGCAUUCAGUGAGUACGGAUAUCGAAUUGAAACGACUUCAAUCUCAAAUUGAAGGACUUACCCAUGAUCUAACAAAGCUCAAAGAACAAAACCAUAAAGUUGAAGCAUUGUUACUGGAGCGUGAAUCAGAAUUGCAUUCCUUGAAAGAGCAAAUGGAAUCAGAAUCAUAUCUCAGAACGCAAUCUAUAAAUCAUGAUCAAGAAGUUUGCUUAGAAGAAAUCUCAGAGGAAAACUCAUUGAAAGAUACAGUGUUGACAGUCCAAUCUCCUGAUAAGGAAUUUGAAGAUAACAAGAAUACAUCUAUGGAUAUAAUUUCGGUUGGUGAAGAAUGUGGGGUGAAAAAAGAUAUUCAAAGUGGUGGUGAAUGCAUAUCAGCAACAAUAUGGAAGAUGGAUCUUCAUGCUCUUGGGGUGUUCUACAAGAUCAAGAGGCUUAAUCAACAACUUCUCAUGUUCGAGAGGCUGACCGGAAAGCAAGAAAGUUGUGAGAAUAGCAAACGUGAUGACAAGAGUCAGUUUUCUAGCCUCAUGUGUUUGGUCAAUAAACAAGUCAACAGAUACCAGUCUCUCCAAGACAAGGCUAAUGAUAUCUGCAAAAGAAUGUAUGAGAAUGAUCGAGAUGCAAGCAGCAGGGGAUGUAUAGCUGCAAAAUCGAAGGAAGAAACUAAGAAAUUGGAGCACUUUCUUGAAGAAACAUUCCAGUUGCAGAGGUACAUAGUUGCAACAGGGCAGAAAUUGAUGGAGAUACAGUCCAAGAUUGCUUCUGGUGUUGAAGAUGAUGCCAGUUUUGACAUGAAGAAAUUUGCUGAUUGCCUUCGAACCCUUUUUAGGGAAGUCCAAAGAGGUUUAGAAGUUAGAAUAUCUCGAAUCAUAGGGGACCUUGAGGGCCCACUUGCGUGCGAUGGAAUGAUAUAUCCAAGAAAUUAGUUAUUUGAUUUGUCAUAGCAUAUUGCUGAAGAACAUUGAGUAUGUAUAGGAAAGUGUUUACCUGAAUUUUGUAUAGGGAAAUAAACAGAUUUUGAUGAUGAAUUAUAGAAAGAUUGAGCUUCAUUAAAAAAAAUAUAUAUAUUUUUAUGCUCCUAGUGCCUUUUGUAUGGCUGAGAGUAGUGCAUUACAUACAGUCAGAAUAUU